AUGCGGAGCGCGCCGAGCCGGGGCGUCGCGGCCCGCGCCCUGGUCCUGGCCGGCCUCUGGCUGGCCGCCGCCGGGCGGCCCCUGUCCUCGGACGCCGGGCCGCACGUGCGCUACGGCUGGGGCGAGCCCGUGCGCCUGCGGCACCUGUACGCCGCGGGGCCCCCGGGGCUCUCCAGCUGCUUCCUCCGCAUCCGCCCCGAGGGCGCAGUGGACUGCGCGCGGGGCCAGAGCGCGCACAGUCUGGUGGAGAUCAAGGCUGUCGCCCUGCGGACCGUGGCCAUCAAGGGGGCGAACAGCGCCCGGUACCUCUGCAUGGGCGCCGACGGCAGGAUGCAGGGGCUGCCUCAGUUCUCGGAUGAGGACUGCGCCUUCGAGGAGGAGAUCCUGCCCGACGGCUACAACGUGUACCUGUCCAGGAAGCACCGGCUCCCGGUGUCCCUGAGCAGCCCCAAGCAGAGGCAGCUGCACACAGGGAGGGGCUUCCUGCCGCUGUCCCGCUUCCUGCCCAUGCUGCCCCAGGACCCCAUGCAGCCCAAGGGCGUCCAGGACUUCUUCCACUGGGAGGUGUUUGCCUCGCCCCUGGAGACGGACAGCAUGGACCCUUUCGGGAUCGCCACCAGGCUGGGGAGGGUGAAGAGCCCCAGCUUUCAGAAGUGACGGAAGUCCGGGCCCCCUCCCGCCCACGGAGGCAGGUCCUGGCCCGGGCCGCCU
Messenger RNA from Talpa occidentalis (Iberian mole), 711 nucleotides. It is a transcript of the gene FGF19, whose product is annotated as fibroblast growth factor 19. The record is from RefSeq and is a predicted model, not a curated record. Gene Ontology annotation, biological process: regulation of cell migration; cell differentiation; fibroblast growth factor receptor signaling pathway. Gene Ontology annotation, cellular component: extracellular region; cytoplasm. Lineage: Eukaryota; Metazoa; Chordata; Mammalia; Eulipotyphla; Talpidae. Gene Ontology annotation, molecular function: fibroblast growth factor receptor binding; growth factor activity. The transcript has 3 exons. Bases 1 to 657 code for a protein of 218 amino acids.